This is a messenger RNA of Dacryopinax primogenitus, 1311 nucleotides long. Its product is annotated as nitrogen permease regulator 2. The transcript is spliced from 5 exons. Gene Ontology annotation, molecular function: GTPase activator activity. NCBI's taxonomy places the organism in Eukaryota, Fungi, Basidiomycota, Dacrymycetes, Dacrymycetales, Dacrymycetaceae. Gene Ontology annotation, biological process: negative regulation of TORC1 signaling; positive regulation of autophagy. Bases 1 to 1311 code for a protein of 436 amino acids. The record is from RefSeq and is a predicted model, not a curated record. Gene Ontology annotation, cellular component: GATOR1 complex; vacuolar membrane.
AUGCGUCCAACAGAACCAGAUGAAUCUUUCCUACCGCGUAUUCAAGCUGUCUUCUAUGCAGUAUUCGACCCGUCCAAAGGUCCAAAAGUUGCCUAUCAAGUGCCAGAAGGACUCGUCGCCUCGAGGUACGCACCCCCUGUCCCCCUGUUCGACUUCAACGACGUGUCCGAGUUCGUCAUCCCCAAAACACAGCUCUGCAACCGACUCGUAAUCUGCACCACCCCGACACACAAGAUCGCUGGCUUCCCUGUGCUGCUCGAGCAUUCUCGGUACACCAGGAACGAAUUCCGGUUUAAUUGCUGUUUUGUGUUUAAGAGGAAUGCGGAUCUGGGGUGUUUGGAGCCUGUUGUGCGGAAAGUGGGGAGGGUGUUGACUGAGUGCGAGCAAGAUAGCUUGUUCCUCUCUUCCCCCUUGACAGCGGGUAGGAUCUACCCACUCCUGGAACAGCUAUACGAAGACCUCAACUCGUACAGCGAAUCUUCUAUCCCUCUGACGCCGCACACGACGCUAGACCUCAAGAUCUUCCCCUUCUACCCCAACCCCAGUCGCGUACGGGACUGGGACGUCCCCGUCGCGCUUGUGGAUAUCAGGAGCAAGCUGGAUGGAAGUAGUGAUGUGACGAUGGUUAGGGUUGUUCAGUGGGUCGAUGGUGUGCGAUGCGUGGGACGGAUUGCGGAGGAGGCGGAUGUCGACUUGGACUGGGUGAGGGGGUGCGUUGAGCAUCUUUUGUACUACCAACAUGUGAUGCUACUCGACCUCUUUUCCCCUUCGAAUAUCUACAUGCUCACCCCGGCAUUCAAGUACCUCGCCAUGGACCCCGUCGUCACCUCCGAAUGCCCGGUAUACGUCACCCCACCAACGAAAACACCUCUGCCCUGGUCCACCCUCCUGCGGUUCUACAACCGGUUCAAGCCGGGGAAGACGGUCGCCGAAUGGGCAGACGAGUGCGGGGUGUGGGACGAGGUCACGCUCGACGCUUGCCGGUUUAUCACUUUUGGAGUUAUAAAGGGCUUCCUGCGCCGGGUGGAACGGUAUCCUCCACGCUCCCCCAGCCCAGGCGUCGUUACCCCCGGCACGACCCCGCCAGCAGGAGUGGGGGUCUCCUUCGCCCCUCCCGCGCAGGUGCCAACAGAGCUCCUCCAGCUGCUGGACGGCACACAUUCCGGGGACGAGCUGUGCUGGAUGUUUGGGGUGAGUUGGGAGGAUAUGGAGGCUUGGCUGGCGAGGAUUGGGGGUGUACCGCUUGGGGGGAAGGAGGAGCAUGGGAGGACACGGGCGGACUUGGGAAGAGUUAGGAUCAUGUUUCGAUGA